GUGGAAGUGUCAGUCCGAAGUCCAAUUGCCUGCUGGUUUAGUGCUAUGCUUUAUUGCUUUGGUGGUUCAGUUUUGUCUUCGUUGAUGCUUGCAGAACCUCCCAUAGGAUUUCUGGCAAAGGGCACAAAUAUUCUACUGGCAUCUUCAGUCUGGUAUCUUGUGUUUUACUGCCCAGAAGACAUAUUCUACCGGUGCCUUGCCUUUCUGCCCCUUCGGCUUCUGGUUGCAGGAAUGAAAGAAGUGACUAGGACUUGGAAGAUAACAGCUGGCGUUGUACAUGCAGACAGUCAUUUCAAAGAUGCCUGGCUUGUCAUGGUAGCUGUGGGCUGGGCCAGAGGAGCUGGUGGUGGCCUAAUUUCAAACUUUGAGCAGCUGGUGAGAGGAAUAUGGAAACCUGAAACCAAUGAACUACUUAAGAUGUCCUACCCUGUGAAGGUAACUUUGAUAGGAGCAGUUCUUUUCACCCUGCAACACAGCCAGUACUUGCCAAUAGCAAGACACAACCUCAUGUUUUUAUACACCAUCUUUCUUGUGGUCUCCAAGGUAACAAUGAUGUUGACAAGAUCUGCGACUUUUCCACUUGCUCCCUUUGAGGCUGCUUUAGGCCAUAUGUUCUUUGGCUUGCAAAAGACACCAUCCAAAGUGAAGGGUGAAGGUGCCGCAUCUUCCAAUGGCUCUUCAGUCUGUGACCGGUCUUCUUCUGACCAACACCGUGAUGGUGUUAAGAAAAGACAGGCAAAGAAAACCGAUUAAGUGGCUUAAA
Messenger RNA from Phaethon lepturus (White-tailed tropicbird), 763 nucleotides. It is a transcript of the gene TMEM38B, whose product is annotated as transmembrane protein 38B. Lineage: Eukaryota; Metazoa; Chordata; Aves; Phaethontiformes; Phaethontidae. Gene Ontology annotation, biological process: potassium ion transmembrane transport. The record is from RefSeq and is a predicted model, not a curated record. Gene Ontology annotation, cellular component: membrane. Gene Ontology annotation, molecular function: potassium channel activity; identical protein binding. The transcript is spliced from 5 exons. Bases 46 to 753 code for a protein of 235 amino acids.